Myiozetetes cayanensis is the source of this 1218-nucleotide messenger RNA. RefSeq names its product MAP/microtubule affinity-regulating kinase 4-like. NCBI's taxonomy places the organism in Eukaryota, Metazoa, Chordata, Aves, Passeriformes, Tyrannidae. The record is from RefSeq and is a predicted model, not a curated record. Gene Ontology annotation, molecular function: tau-protein kinase activity; protein serine/threonine kinase activity; ATP binding. Gene Ontology annotation, cellular component: cytoplasm. Gene Ontology annotation, biological process: microtubule cytoskeleton organization; intracellular signal transduction; protein phosphorylation.
GCGGGCCCGGGGGCAGCGGCCGCCCGACAAGGGUGGGGGGUGGUCCCAGGGCCGUAGGGCCGGCGCCCCAGGGCAGGAACUCGCUGAGGGCCGAGGGCCCCCACGUGGGCAAUUACCGCCUGCUGAGGACCAUCGGCAAGAGCAACUUCGCCAAGGUCAAGCUGCGGCACGUCCUCACCGGCAGGGAGGUCGCCAUAAAAAUCAUCGACAAGACCCAGCUCAACCCCACGAGCCUCCAGAAGCUGUUUCGGGAGGUUCGGAUCAUGAAGGGGCUCAACCACCCCAAUAUCGUGAAGCUGUUUGAGGUGAUCGAGACCGAGAAGACCCUGUACCUGGUCAUGGAGCACGCGAGUGCAGGUGAGGUGUUUGAUUACCUGGUGUCCCACGGGAGGAUGAAGGAGAAGGAGGCCCGGGCCAAGUUCAGACAGAUCGUGUCGGCCGUCCAUUACUGCCACCAGAAGAACAUCGUGCACAGGGACCUCAAGGCCGAGAACCUGCUGCUGGACGCCGACGCCAACAUCAAGAUCGCGGAUUUCGGGUUCAGCAACGAGUUCUCGCGGGGGUCGAAGCUGGACACGUUCUGCGGGUCCCCCCCCUACGCCGCCCCCGAGCUCUUCCAGGGCAAGAAGUACGACGGGCCCGAGGUGGACAUCUGGAGCCUGGGGGUCAUCCUGUACACGCUGGUCAGCGGCUCCCUGCCCUUUGAUGGGCACAACCUCAAGGAGCUGCGGGAGCGGGUGCUGAGGGGGAAGUACCGGUACCGGGUGCCCUUUUACAUGUCCACGGACUGCGAGAACAUCCUGCGCCGCUUCCUGGUGCUCAACCCGGAGCGCUGCACCCUCGAGCAAAUCAUGAAGGACAAGUGGAUCAACAUCGGGUACGAGGGGGACGAGCUGACGCCCUACACGGAGCCCCAGGAGGACUUUGGGGACACCAAACGCAUCGAGGUGAUGGUGGGAAUGGGAUACACCCGGGAGGAGAUCAAGGAGGCCCUGAGCACCCACAAGUACAACGAGGUGACGGCCACCUACCUGCUGCUGGGACGGAGGGGAGAGCCCGAGGGUGGCAGUGGCCUGUCCCUGUCCCGGCCCCGGGGCUCGGCCGAGGCCCCCAACGGUGGCACCAAGGGCACGUCGGGGACGUCGGGGACGUCGGGGACGCACGGGAAGGGGCAGCGCGGGGGGGGCCACCACCGACAGCGGCGCCACAGCGACUUCU